Molecule: messenger RNA, 812 nt
Organism: Eucalyptus grandis
Lineage: Eukaryota; Viridiplantae; Streptophyta; Magnoliopsida; Myrtales; Myrtaceae
Product: dynein light chain, cytoplasmic
Exons: 2
Coding region: 293-589 (98 amino acids)
Biological process (GO): microtubule-based process
Cellular component (GO): dynein complex
Molecular function (GO): dynein light intermediate chain binding; dynein intermediate chain binding
Source: RefSeq, a predicted model, not a curated record
GCUUUAGUCCUGGUGGAGUGGGUGGUCGUGGUACUCCAAUAGGUUCUCAUUCUGUCAAACCCAUUUCCCGGUCAAAGUUCCAAAAACUUCACCAACUCUCCCUCUCCCUCUCCCUCUCUCUCUCUCUCUCUGUCUUUCUAAAACAUGGAGAAGAAGCAAGGCCAGCUGAGCGAAAAAAGAGAAGCAAGUCGAGCAGAAUGAUCGAAUUCAUCAACGGAACAAGGUCGAGAGGCACGACAAGUCCCCGAAAGAAGAAGUGCUGAGGCUAGCUGCGAUCGCGGUCAGCUUCGACAUGAGGCUGAGAUCGUCGGACAUGCCCGUCCACAUGCAAGAGCACGCCCUUCGCUGCACCCGAUCCUUCCUCGACUCAUCUCCCAACCUCCCUCCCAACAACACCCACUUGGCUCGUGCUCUCAAGAAGGAGUUCGACUCGGUCUACGGGCCGGCGUGGCACUGCGUGGUGGGGAAGAGUUUCGGGUCGUUCGUGACCCACUCCCCUGGUGGCUUCCUCUACUUCUCUCUCGACUCGCUGUCCGUUCUCCUGUUCCAGACGGUGGUCCAAAUGGUCACGGAACCGGCCAAGUCGUAGAUGAAAUUUGACCCGCUUCUUCUCGUCGCUAUAGAUUCUCGGAAAUUUUUGCCAAUCGCCCAAUCGAAUUGGAUCAGUGGAAACGAGGAAUUUUGUAGUUUUCUAGGGAGAUUGCUUUCCACGGGAUUUCUGAUUGUUGUGCUCGCUGCUCACAUGCGAUACAUGAUAUCUGCUGUCAUAUGAGAGGGGAAUGCGGUAUUGCAUGUAUAUGAAAUACGAUUCA